AUGGGUAGAGAUAUAGUCGCAUUAGAUGACUUAACAGUCAACAACCUCGGAGUAUUCAAAAAAAUCAAUGAAGUAUGUCUUCCAACAAAAUAUCCUGAUUCAUGGUAUAAAGAUUCUUUAAAUGGUGAUCAAAUUGUUAAAUUAGCAUUUUAUUCAGAAUUACCAGUUGGUGCAAUCAAAGCAAAGACAUAUAAUAAAUUACAUAAGAUUAAUACCUUUGAAAAUUUAUUAAGUGCAAAUUUACCUUCAAAAGUAAUUCCAAAUGCAGUUUAUCUUGAAAGUUUUGCCAUUUUAGAGAAAUAUCGUGGAUUAGGGAUUGGUAGUAAAUUAUUAGAAUAUUUGAUUGAAGAGACAAAACUGAAAUUUAUUCAUGAGAUUGUGAUACAUGUUCAUGUGGAUAAUGAACUGGCUUUGAAUUUUUAUUUAAAGAAAGGAUUUGUUAAGAUGCUGGAGGAACCUGUAGUUGAUUAUUAUAAAGAACAAGGUUUAGAACAUCCAGAUGCUUAUGUUUUAACAUUAACUGUAUAA
Hemisphaericaspora subhashii is the source of this 528-nucleotide messenger RNA. It is a transcript of the gene NAT5, whose product is annotated as peptide alpha-N-acetyltransferase subunit. The coding region runs from base 1 to 528 and encodes 175 amino acids. NCBI's taxonomy places the organism in Eukaryota, Fungi, Ascomycota, Pichiomycetes, Serinales, Debaryomycetaceae. The record is from RefSeq and is a predicted model, not a curated record. The transcript has a single exon. Gene Ontology annotation, biological process: mitotic sister chromatid cohesion. Gene Ontology annotation, molecular function: acyltransferase activity, transferring groups other than amino-acyl groups. Gene Ontology annotation, cellular component: NatA complex.